CGCCGCGACCGCCGCCGCCGCCACAGCCACCACAUCACGCCCUCCCAUAGCCCCUCGCGCCCCCGUUGUUGCUGACGCAGACACCCUCCCACCCUCCAACAUUCUCAAAGUGCGAGUUAAAUGUGUGCGCUUGAGUAAAAAGUGGCAGUGCAUCAUCUGUGUUCUCAUAUGUGAAAGAGUGCGACACAACAAGUCAUAUCGUCACGCAACUAGAGAAAAGUGUUAAAAUACUGGAGAUCUUCUGUGUGUGCAAAAGGUGUUUAUUGACAACAUGAAGAGCCAUUUCUAAAGAGAACAAAUGACAAUAAGGUUUACGUAUUUUUCUCUCCAUAACACUAUUUUACAUUUAAUGUGUACAUUUGUUAUGACAGAAUAUGAUGUCAGCAAACACAAAGAGAUAACAAUAGAGAGGAAAUAGGAGGAUGAGAGAAAGAGAAAUAUAAUCUUUGUUCUUAAGCAGGUCAGGCUCCUUCCCCACUUUCACCAACAAUGCUGCACAUCUCAGCAACUUCUCUGCUUUCUACAGGCACAGUAUAUAAGAACAGCUCAGUUACAAAGAACACUCAGUCAUCAGUGUGAUGGAAAGUUGGGUAGACUGUGCUGCAGUUGUUUAUAUCUCUUAAGGUCUUAAAUCCCCAAAAUGUCUACAGCAUUUCCAUUGUCUAUUAAAUAUGUGAGCCCAGAUAUAAACAAACAGUUAUUAGAAGAUUUUACAGGGGAAAGAACUGGUUUUGUGCAAGUAGGUGAUGACCAGUGGUUUUUCCCAAGCAAGUAUGCAUCUGAAGGAGUUAAUUUCUACAAUUUAAGUGUACGGAAAGAUGACACAUGGGUGGUAACAUUUCCUAGAUCAGGAACAACAUGGACACAAGAAUUAGUCUGGUUGAUAGCAAAUGAUCUUGACUAUGAUACAGCUACCAAAAUUCCUCUGGUUGACAGAUUUCCUUUCCUUGAAUUUAGCGUAUUUGUGCAUGAUGAAGUGAAGAAGGAGCUUCUUAAUCAGUCUGAAGGCAAUCCAGAAAAACAGGCCCUAAUAGAAAAACUCAGUAAGCCAGGAUAUGAAGUCCUUAGUGAAAUGCCUUCACCCCGCUUCAUCAAAACACAUUUUCCAUUUAGUCUCUUGCCACAAAAUCUUUUAGAAGAAGGAUGCAAGGUGAUCUAUGUUGCAAGAAAUCCAAAAGAUGUUGCUGUAUCCUUUUAUCAUCUAAAUAGACUCUUCCGUACACAAGGAUAUCGAGGGGAUUUUAAAAAGUACUGGGACUACUUUGAAAAAAAUCUCCAUCCAUGGACACCUUAUUGGACACAUGUCACUGAAGGAUGGAAGAGGAGAGAACACCCGAAUUUGCUGUUUUUGUUUUAUGAGGAAAUGAAUAAGGACAUUUCAGAAACUGUUGAAAGAGUGGCAGACUUUCUUGGGAAAUCUCUAACUGAUGAACAGGUAUCAGAGCUCACAUCAUAUUUGCAUAUAAAUAAUUUCCGUAAAAACACAGCAGUCAACAUGGAUCAGCUGAAAGACAUUGGACUGCUGCAGAAUGGAGAGCAGGAUUUUAUAAGGAAAGGUCAAAAUGGUUCAUGGAUUGAUGAGUUCACACCUGAGUUGGAUAAAAGGGCAAAUGAAUGGAUAAAAGAAAAUUUGAAACACACUGACCUCAGAUUUCCUGUAAAACUUGUAGAAGAAUAAACAUUAGAAUUUGUUUUGCUAAAUGGUGUCUCUUUUUACUCAAGUUGAAUGGAAUGUAGAAGACCAAUAGGAACUACUUGUGAAUGUCCACAUUUUGUGUAGCUGUUGAAGGCUUGUUACAAAUUUUCUGCUGCAGAUAAUGUGCUCUUCUAAAAAGUAAUGCUUGCUCUGUGAGAACAGUGCACUUAUUAAAGUACCUGUAAAGAUAAAAUAAAUUAGAAUGUAAGCUGACUGCUUGCUACACUUCGACAUGAAUAUUUUGUGUGCAGUAUACAACCUCAUCUUCCCUAGUGAGAUGAUGCUUUGGAUCACGGAUGGGCAAUCUUUGGUGACCCAUGGGCCUCAUUCACGUAAUUAAACUCACUGGCCAUCUAGUCAUGUGAUGCAACAGCAGCACUCCCAGUGCAUGAAGUCAAAACUAUAAUGUCCAUGACGUUUAUGUUUUUGCAGUAACACACUGAUGUGAAUGGUACUUCUUUCCCAACAUGCCACGCCAGCAAAUUAUAUAUCAAAGUAUAUGUUUUUGAGAGUACAUUCAUUUUAUGGUCACCCAAUCUUCAGAUGUUUAUAUUUGUUUACUCAUCAUGAAAAAGCUUUCUUGCUUAUGGUAUUUUACAACAUCAUUAGUGAAGAAACAAUGUUCACAACACACAAAUAAAUAUAAACACCCGAAGACUAGAUGUUGGGCAUCUUUAAAUAUCAAACUUGAAAAAUAAAUGCCUAUAAAAGCAACUAGUUGCAGCUAAUUCACUAAAUAUUACCUUCAAUUUCAACAGCUGCAGUGUUCUGAUACACCCACAUUCUCUCUUCCAUGAAUUUGUUCUGUGAGCCAGAUUAAACUUAAUCCACCAGUUGCCCAGCUGUGCUUGAGCUGUAUGUUGAAAUCAAAUGAAGUUUGAAGUGUUGUUUAGCUAAUUGCAUUAAUUACUUAAAAUGUCGAUUCAGACAGCAUGUUAAUUUUUAUAACAUAUUUUCUGUUACUCUACUAUCUGUAUGAUAAUGUAACUUACAUACAGGUAUGUGUGUGGGGGUGUACCACAUUGGAUAGAAGAUGCAUAAGAAAUAUUGCAAAAUGUGGAGGUCAUGGGUAGAAAGCAUGUUCACUGAGUUGAUUGGGGUUUGGUUGAUUUGGGGAGAGGAGACCAAACUGUGAGGUCAUUGGUCUCAUUGACUAGGGAAGGAUGGGGAAGGAAGUCGGGCAUGCUCUUUCAAAGGAACCAUCCUGGCAUUUGCGUGAGGCAGUUUAGGGAAAUCACAAAAAACCUAAAUCAGGAUGGCCAGAUACGGGGUCAAACUGUCAUCCUCCCGAAUGCGAAUCCAGUGUGCUAACCAUUGCACCACCUUGCUUGGUAUGGUCACUGAGUGAGAGAAAAGCAGCAGCAGAAUAAAAUGAUGAAAACUACUGCACCAGUGGCUGAAGGUAUGAAGCAAGGAAUGAGAGAGAGGAAUCUGGAUCAACAGUCUACAUCAAUGCUAAUGAUAAAAUAUGCUGCUAAAUUUUAGACUACUUUCAUAAAGUCUAUAAACCCUACAUAAAUAAUGGAAUCAAUACAUCUUUUUCAGGUUUUCAGAAGUGAUCUGUCACACAGGAUCAACUUAUAGUGUAUUGCUGGCUGUUGUUACUGAACACACAUACAUAUCAUCACUCAAAAUCAAUCUUAAAUGCAGUCAAAGUGUUGAUAUUUGUAUGUUGGGAAUGAGGUUGUAUUGUGGAUUGUGAUUUAUUUGUCUUAUAACAUACAUAUGCUAAUUAUUUGAUUAGAGUACUGGAGACAUGUGGAAAUAUGAUUAAUACAAUUCCACUGAUAUAAAACUAUAGUUAAUGAGAUGGAGUAGUAUUUAAACAUUAAUGUAACUUUUCUGUGAAAAGAAACAUUUACAUAUUUACAUAAAGAGACAACUGAUAAACUACAUUUUGCUCAAAUAUUCAAUUCAUCCUUUGUGAUAUCUUCAACUGAGUAGUAGUGUUGCUGAGGUGGAGUAUGAUCUAGCUUUGUUUUCAGUGAAUCUAGGAUCAUAGUCAGAAUGUUCUUGGCUUUUAGUUUGUUGAAAUUUUGUCCUAUUAUUUUAUGCAGAAAUUUGAAAACUUUUGUGGGUAUCCAAUCCCAACCUGCACAAUAUUUGUGUUUCUACUUCUGCUGCUGAUGCUGUUUUGAAUUGUGUGAGGCAUUCAGACAUUUAACUGCUCUGAAGGGAAAUACUUUAUUGUCAUAAUCUGCAACAUUGACAUCUGGUUUAGCUACAUUAGUGAAGAAUUCAUUGUAGCAUUCUGAAAUUUGAGCUGGAUUUACAAUAAUUUCAUUCUCAAACUUGAUUUUAUAAAUUUUGUGACUAGAGGCUCUAAUAUCUAAUUCAGAUUUCACAACUGACGAAACUGCCUUUGA
Molecule: messenger RNA, 4062 nt
Organism: Schistocerca serialis cubense
Lineage: Eukaryota; Metazoa; Arthropoda; Insecta; Orthoptera; Acrididae
Product: sulfotransferase 1C4
Exons: 8
Coding region: 641-1678 (345 amino acids)
Biological process (GO): sulfation
Cellular component (GO): cytoplasm
Molecular function (GO): sulfotransferase activity
Source: RefSeq, a predicted model, not a curated record